This is a messenger RNA of Tauraco erythrolophus (red-crested turaco), 678 nucleotides long. Lineage: Eukaryota; Metazoa; Chordata; Aves; Musophagiformes; Musophagidae. The record is from RefSeq and is a predicted model, not a curated record.
AUGUCUCCUGGACUUUGUCAUAAACGGGACAGAAGGAGAAAAGUUCCCUCCGCCCUGCGCUCUCCUUCCCGCUUUGCCGUGCGGGCAGCUGCCCGCCACGGCCUCCGAAUUCUAUUCACUGUGACUCUGGUCUGGCAGGCUCUUCAUUUAGGAAAAGGCCGUGAAAAAGAAGAACGUGAAGAAGAUGUGAGAAGUCUCAAUGCCACAGCACAAAAGCAACAGCCCAAGAACGAAGGGACUAUUAUAAAUGCUCUCAGUGACAUGAAUCAGAGCUACGAAAGCAGAAAGCAACAGAAUUCCAGGUCAUUGGUGCCUUUCACUGGGAUUACAGAGAGUAAAAAACUGAACAGACACUGCUGCCAAAACGGAGGGACCUGUAUCCUGGGGGCCUUCUGUGCCUGCUUAAAGCAUUUCACUGGCAGAUACUGUGAACACGAUGAGCGCAACUGCGGCAGCAUCGCCCAUGGCGCCUGGGUGCUGAAGGGCUGUUGGCUGUGUCGAUGUGGCUAUGGCACUCUGAACUGCCUCUCCGAAAUAAUGCACGAUAACUGUGAACUGAAAUCAGAAAAGGAGGAGAUUACGAGGCUAUAUUCUAAUGGGCUAAGAUUACAGCAAACGGUGUUUCCACUGAUUUGCCUGCUCACAGUCCUCCUGGAGCUCUGCUGCUGGCAGUUGUGA